AUGCAGUCGGCCUUGACACGAUGUGCAGGGUCUGGUCCGCCCAAUCGCAACUUGCUGUUCGAGAGGCUCAGCAAGGAUCCCGCAAACGUGGCUCUGGGGUCUGCUUUUGCAGACGACAACCUCAAGACGGCUGAAAAUCCCAUCCCAGCCUAUCUGCUCCUACUUGGCGAUAUCGCUGGCGCAGAUCCAGUGCGGAUCUCGACCUCAUACAGGACCCCUGUAUCAUGGGCUGCGGGCAGACCCAUCAGACCAUAUCUUUUCGAGCCAAGGUCCCGGCUUGGUUUCUUUGGCAUCGACACUUGCGUCCUGUCCGGAUCUGAGCAUCAAGAAGCCGGUUACACGCUUCUAGCAUCCAUACAAAAGCUUAAUAGACCAUCGUCCGAUCGAUACUACGUAGCUCACUUGGCCGUCAUAUAUCGGGUUUCAGCUUCAGAAACAAGCGACCUAGCGACCUGCCAUCCCAUCGCAGUCCUAGGAGCUGGGAUUCCAAGACGAUGCGAACCGAUCUAG
This is a messenger RNA of Neoarthrinium moseri, 510 nucleotides long. RefSeq lists its product as uncharacterized. Lineage: Eukaryota; Fungi; Ascomycota; Sordariomycetes; Amphisphaeriales; Apiosporaceae. The transcript has a single exon. The record is from RefSeq and is a predicted model, not a curated record. The coding region runs from base 1 to 510 and encodes 169 amino acids.